Orussus abietinus is the source of this 5554-nucleotide messenger RNA. RefSeq names its product golgin subfamily A member 4. The record is from RefSeq and is a predicted model, not a curated record. The transcript has 13 exons. Gene Ontology annotation, cellular component: Golgi apparatus. Gene Ontology annotation, biological process: Golgi vesicle transport. The coding region runs from base 239 to 5161 and encodes 1640 amino acids. Gene Ontology annotation, molecular function: small GTPase binding. NCBI's taxonomy places the organism in Eukaryota, Metazoa, Arthropoda, Insecta, Hymenoptera, Orussidae.
AGGACGGCGCUACAGCGUCGCAAACAAUUUUUUUUCAUAAUUCUGCAAUGGUGGCAACCGCAAGUUGAAAAUUGUACGUAAUCGCGAUGAUUUACCCGUCGUGUAGCUUGGCGAUGAAGCACCUGAAUUCGCAGAUAAAACUUAAGCCUGUUUAAGGACAUCUCGUCGAUGCAGUGAUUCUAAUUCCCGCCUGAAAAAAACAACGCGUGAGCCUCCAACAAAUCCAAGAACUGUCAAGAUGUUCAAGAAGUUUAAAGACAAGCUCGCCGAGGAGAUGAAACAAUCGCCUGCACGACUGCAGGCGAGCAUGCAGCAAUUGGCGCAGGCAGUGGUAUCUCCGACGUCCAACAGUUCGAUCCAAGAUCUGUCGGCUUCCAAUGAACAUUUUAGCUUGACCGAAGACGGCGACGAGACGCCAAAGAACAGUCCAGCAAAGCACGGGUUUCAGAGCAUCGAUCUAAACUCACCUGCGACAAACUCCAUGGGUUUGUCCCGUCGAUCAUCAGUGAGCAGUAUCACUAGUGACGCUUCUUCGCUCUUCCCGAUUUAUGAGAGUCCUGGGAAUAUGUAUCAUUUACAAUCUGAUAUCGAACAGUCGGCCAGUGAAGUUGACGAUGGCGCAAGCUUACAAUUCGAUCGUGUCAGUAAGGACCAACUCUACUCGUCAUACCGAAAGAUGCAGACAAAAUAUCAUAAGUAUCGAGGCCGGUACACCGACCUGGCAAAUCAUUAUCGAGAGAUGGAAAGAGUUAAAGGAAAGCUGGAGUCAUUACUGGUCGAGACUCAGGAUAAAGCUCUGAAACGUAUUAGUGAUCUCAAGGAACAGUGUCAAUUGGAACAACAAGCAAAAGCUCAUCUUGAAGGUGUCCUGAGAAAUGACAUUGAAGAGAAGGACCAUCUAAUAAAUGCAUUAAAUACUAAAGUGAAGCUCCUUCAAACUAGUGAAACAAUAGUCGACGGUGUAUCUACCUCUGAUGUGAUGGAUCAAAGCAACAAACAAAAUGUCCAGAUCCCAGAAUCAAGUACAGACGAGUCACAGCAACAGUCUCAAGAAAAUUCUAUUCUGCUGACUGAAAACGCUCAGCUCAGAGAGAGACUGUCUAAACUCGAAGGCAUUCUACCUCGGUACAAGGAUUCUUUGAGGAAUGGCAAGGAGAAGAUACGAGAGUUAACUCAGGAGAGAAACCUCCUAGAACGCGAUUUCGACGCGCUUAAAACAUCCAACAAUGAACGGAUCGAGUCUCUGGAAGAGGAGUUGUUUGCCUCGAAGAGAGAUGUAAUUAGCUUGGAGCAACAAAUUCAGGUUCUGAAGAAACGCGAGGAGGAAUCAGUGCUUUCACUUGCGGAGAAUAAACAUGCCAUUCACCGAGAGCUGGAAGUUAAAGAAGAACAAAUAAAGCAGCUUCGCCUGGAGCUGAAACAAGCCAUCGAAUCUAGGGAACGCCUUAGCGAAGCACAAAGCUUGGACUCAGAUAAGAAGGACAUCAUCCAGGAUUUGUCAAAAGGUAAGUCAGAGGCGUUGAAACUCAUGCAGCGAGAUAUGCAGCAGAAGCUCAUUGACCUGGAGGAGAAAAUGGGUUUAAAGUAUCACCAGGAGGUGGAAAGGAAUAAAGAGCUUAUUGUGAAGCUCGAGAAACUUGAAAAGGAAAAUCUACCCGAAAGACCCUCAAAAGAAGACGAACAAACGGAACUGCUGAAGGAAAUGCUCAAGACAAAAGAAGAAGAAGUCUCAAAAUUACAGCUGGAACUGCAAGAUCUGGAGAAAUGUUUGGAUGAGUUCAAAGAGGAGAAUGAAAAUUUGAAAAAGAGAUUGACCUGUACACAGGAUAAAGAAAAUUCAAGCGUAACAGCUGAUUCUUCGAAUGUAGAACAGUCCACAUUGGAGAGGAUGACAUCCAUCGAGGAGACCAGGAAAGUUAGGUUACUCUUGAAUGGACCAGUCUGUGAGGAAAAGCUACGUAUGUUGCAGAAGGACUGUGAAAAUUUAAAACAAAUUGUUGUUCAGUGGAUAUCGGAAGGAAAUGACUCGAUGAUCUGUCUCGGUCAAGGAUUCCUCGACAUGGAAAACAUUUCUAAGUGUUUGAAGGACGAGAACAAACGUCUUCGAGAAGACAGAGAAGUGUUGACUGCUCGGAUAGGAGAGAUUGGACUGGAGAAGGAACAAUUUGAGAUAAAACUGAAUACAUCAUUGAAAACAAUAUUAACUUUGGAGGAAGAACUUCGAGACCAACAAAAGAAAUUGCAGUGCUUUGAUGAGAUAAACUUGAAGAAUAAUAAAUUCGUCGCUGAGAUAGAUGCUCUUAAUCAUCGGUUGUCAGUUAGCAAGGAGGAAAAUGAAGAACUUGUGAAGAAAACCGUUCUCCUUGAGAAAUAUUUAGAGAAUAUGUCGAGUGAAUUAGGACAAUUAAAGGAGGUGAAAGAUCAACAGGAUGGAGAAAUUAAAAUAAUGGUUAACAGGAAUAAAGAAUUAACGGAGAAUUUAAAGCUUUCGCAGCAAACAACAGUAGAACUGGAAGACCUCAGACAACGGUACGAAUCGAUGCUCGACGAAGUGGCAGCAGUUUCUAUGGAAAAUAAGGAAUUAAAGGAGAGAAGCAACGAGCUGGCUAUGAAGCUCUCCGAGUCAGAAAAUACGCUAAAGUUAGUCCGGGAGUUCGAGGAAAAAGUGGAGACCCUUGAAGGAGACAAAACUUCGUUGCUAAGUGAAAUGGAAAAUUUGAAAACAGAAAAUAAAGGACUGAAAGAGAAGAGCAACGAGUUGUCGAAGAAAUUCUCAGAGACCGAGAGCCUACUGAAAAGCGUCGAGGAGUUGCAGCAGCAACUUAGUAUUUUGAAGUUAGAAAAUCAGAAAUUAAAGGACGAAACCCAAGAGUUAUCGAUAAAUUUGGAGCAAUCUCGAAAGGAACGUGAAGAACUCUCCAAUGUGGUGCAACAGCUGCAAUCUCAAUGUGACGAAUACGUGAAAGAGUCUGCUCUUAGUGGUGCGAAGAUUUCUGAGCUACAGGAGAGGAACCAGGAGUUGCGAGAUUUGGAAAACAGUUUGAGGAAAUUGAUUGAUUCCAACGAAUCGACAAUCCAGUUCGAAAUGAAGAAUCUUAAAGAAGAAAAUUUCAGACUGAAGACGGAGUAUUCGGAGGAGACUUCUCAAUUACAAAACCAGCUCGAUACAGCUCUCUCUGAGAAUAUCGAGUUAAAAGAAAAAAUUUCCUUAUUGGAAAAGAUGAAAGAAGAGAACAGUGCUUUGAUAAAGGAAAUGUCCAAGUCGAAAGUGGAGCACUCAGAAUUGAAGGCACAGCUUGAUACAGUUUCUUCUGAAAAUGUCACUUUAAUGGGGAGGAUCUCAUCUUUGGAAGAGAUGCAUCAGAAAUUUUUGAAUCAGAAGCAGGAGCUGAAGGCUGAAAGUAAUCUCCUUGUGUCCGAAAAUAAAAGUCUUCGAGAUCAGAUCGAAGGAUUGAAAACUAAAAUCACAGAACGUAAUUCACGACUUCAGGCCAUGAAAGAAAUGGAAGAGGACCUGCAGAUAAAACUUACGAAGCUACGGGCAGAAAGAGAUGGUAUAAAGGAAAUGCUGGACUCUUUGAAGUGUGAGAAUGAUCAGCUGCGCACUCAGGAAAACUCUUUAAGAGAAACAAUGUGCUUGGCCGAGUCAAAAAAAGAAAACCUCCAAAGUGAAAUAGAAAAAUUAGGCAAAGAACAUUUGGAAGUAAAAUCGCGAUUGACGGCCAGAGUGGAUGAUGUUCUCACUGAGAAUGCUGCUUUACAAGAACGAAUUUUUUCCUUGGAAAAGGAACUGCAAGAGGUGAACGAGACUUUAAAAGACAAAAUACUUAAUGCGAAAGAAGAACAUUCAGAGGAAAGUCUACGAUUAAAGGCUCAACUUGAUAAGGUUCUCUCGGAUAAGGCUAUUCUAGAUGAAAGGAUUAAUUCCUUUGAGAAGAUAAAUCAAGAAUUACGCGAAAAGGAAGAAAGUGCGAGGGAAGCUGCGUGCAGUGAGCUUAGAAAUGAAAUUUCGAGGUUAGAAACUGAACGCUUAGCGAAGGAAUCGCAUUCAAAGACUCAGAUCAACGAAACGCUGUCUGAAAAUAUUGAUUUAAAGGAGAGAAUUGCAUCGUUGGAAAAGGCGAACCAAGAAUUGGGAGACCAGAGGAGGAUCUUGGAGGAAUCGUUGCAAUCGAAAGAGUCUAAUAUCGGGUUAGAAAAUCAAAGUCUUAGGGAUGAAAUGGCGAAGAUGAGCGCAGAAUAUUCUGAGCGCGGUUCACGAUUAGAGGCUCAACUGGAUGAAGCCCUUCUUACUUUUCAAGCGAGAGAAGCUCAGAUGAGAAGCCUCAACGAUGAACUCAGGGCUAAGGCAGAGAACCUCGAACAAACUCUGAAGACCAACGAAGACGAACAAAGCAUGCGUCUCAAGCAACUUGUCAAAGAGUUUCAAGCUCAACUUCACGAUAAAGAUGAAGCGAUCCAAGCAGCGCUCGAGAAAAGAUUCGAUCGGCAGCAGAAUUAUGAGACAGAUCUUAUUCAGCAGUACAAAGAACAACUGAAAGACUUCCAGGUCGAACUGACGGAAAAGUCAGAACUAAUUGAAGGUCUUAUCCUGGAGAAGAAAGAACUCUCUGCUCAAAGACAGAGCGAAAUAGAAAAAUUGUCGGAGACCAUAGCAUCGAUUAAAAAGGAGCAUGCAAACGAGCUACGGGAUCUCGAUAGAAAGUGGAAAACGAUUUUAAAGCAGAAGACAGAACAGCUUGAGGUAAAACAUGGAGAAGAAAUCAAUGAAUUAACCAAAGAAUGGCACAACGAAAGAAGGAGCGAUGCCAAAAAUUCUCAGUCAUCGGUUGAGGAGCUUGAGAGUACCUCUCGAGUGGCUAUGGCUGCGGUUCAGUCUAAUACUGGUUCGCUGCACAGUCUUCAACAGACAUUAGUCUCACAGCGCAGAGAACUUGCAGAGCUUAGAAAGCUUGUUAAGCUGAGACACGAUACUUUAGAAGACUCAACAGAAAUCGAGUAUCUAAGGAAUAUACUUUUCGAAUACAUGAUGGGCAGGGAGACGAUGGUGCUGGCUAGAGUUAUCUCAGCGGUAGUUAAGUUCGAUCAAGAACAAACUGCGAGAAUUCUUAAAAGGGAGGAAGACAAAUUAACAUUGUUGGGAUCACUGGGACUAACGUAGCAAGUGAAUCCGUGCAUUUAGGAUCACUUCAAGAACGGCUGCAAGAUUGCCGUAGUUAUUAAUAUUCAUACUGAAUCUGUUGAAAGAAAAAAGGUGACAUCGGGUCAUCCAGCUACUGGAAUAGAUUCAAAAUGGAGCAUCGGAUAGUAUUUACGUCGAAGCUGGAGCAAAUGGUUUAUGUUAAUUGGUGCUUCACUGAACGAUGAUCUGGUAGCAUUAAUGUUGCUAAGUCGAAUGGUCGCUUUUAGUCAAAUCUUGUCUGUAAGGCCUGCCCAAUCAUUCGAUUCGAAUACAAACUUAUGGGAGUUCCUUCAGUUAAGAGGGUAACAUUUGUAAAUAACGCUGUAAUUAAAUAACUAAGCGAGUUCAUAUAAAUAAUGAACAAAAAUUCAA